This is a messenger RNA of Bursaphelenchus okinawaensis, 8856 nucleotides long. The record is from the annotation of a GenBank genome assembly. NCBI's taxonomy places the organism in Eukaryota, Metazoa, Nematoda, Chromadorea, Rhabditida, Aphelenchoididae.
AUGUUCGCACGGAAGACCAAGUCUUCCGAUAUUCAGUCAUCAUUACAAAGGUUUUCCGAUCUCACCAGGGACACAAGUAGCCGGACAAAGCAUUUUCGGAUAGUGUACGACACUUUAAGCGACGAUGUGAGCCUUUUAUCAAUAGUCUUUACUUUAAAUUGUUCUUUAAAACAGGGUCCGCGAAAGAAUCAAACAUGGGCUGACCAUGAAAAAAAAUUAUUUUUUUAUAAAAAUCUUAUUUUGCAACCACAAGUAGUCCUAAGGACUAGUAAUUCAAAAAUGCAAAAAAAAAUUUUGGUUUUGGGUUACUGUAGGUGUACUGUAGUUUUUUAAAAAUUUUAUGUAACUUUUUAACUAAUUGACAGAAUUUCACCGGACUUUUUUUUAAAUGAUAGAACACGUCAAACUAAGUAAUAAUGCUGUUGACAGUUUUUUUUGUUUAUGCCCGGAAGGUGCCGAAAAAUUUAAAUAUUUGAAAAAAUUUAAUAAAAAUUUUAAAUAAUUGAAAUUUUCUCAAAAAAAAGUCGUUGUGUGACCGACUUCUGGCACCAGAUAAAGAGACUAGAGACUCUUGCGGUUCAAAUAGUUCUACUGUCCAAGUGUAACAAUGGGGCCAAAGUACUGUAACAAGCUUCCAAGUACGACAUACUGUAGUCAUUAAAAAAUUUGUUGUUGUAACUUUACAGGAAACCUUCGAAUAUGGGUGACGUUUAUUAAAAUUACUUUUUUUAUCUAUAAAAGUAUUACUAAGAAUAUUUUAGCCUACUUUGUAAAGUUUUUUUGGUCAUACUGUGCAGUGACUGGGACACGACGAUUUUGUGUAUAACUUUCUUUAAACUAAAUGAGUAAAGCUUAAAUUUUUAGUGAUUUUACAAUAUUUUAUUUGUCAACAUAAUUGCAAAAAAAACAUUUUUUUCUUGUUGAUUUAAAAAAGUUACAGUAAUCCUACCGUACCCUAUAUUUCCGAAUUAUGUAAAUAAAAGUUUUUUAAAAAAUUGAAGAUGUACGUCUUAUAAAGCAUAAAAAGUUGUACAACUUUUGAAAGUUUUAAGAUUGUAUCUCAUAUGGUAAAAGAGUUACCGAUUUUUUAAAAUUUGAAUUAAAUGCCCAUAACUCAUGAACCAAAAACAAUUGAAAGAUAAAACUUCCAGAAGUUGUACAACUUUUUAUGCUUUAUAAGACGUACAUCUUCAAUUUUUUAAAAAACAUUUAUUUACAUAAUUCGGAAAUAUAGGGUACGGUAGGAUUACUGUAACUUUUUUAAAUCAACAAGAAAAAAAUGUUUUUUUUGCAAUUAUGUUGACAAAUAAAAUAUUGUAAAAUCACUAAAAAUUUAAGCUUUACUCGUUUAGUUUAAAGAAAGUUAUACACAAAAUCGUCGUGUCCCAGUCACUGUACAGUAUGACCAAAAAAACUUUACAAAGUAGGCUAAAAUAUUCUUAGUAAUAUUUUUAUAGAUAAAAAAAGUAAUUUUAAUAAACUUCACCCAUAUUCGAAGGUUUCCUGUAAAGUUACAACAACCUAAAUUUUUUAGUGACUACAGUAUGUCGUACUUGGAAGCUUGUUACAGUACUUUGGCCCCAUUGUUACACUUGGACAGUAGAACUAUUUGAACCGCAAGAGUCUCUAGUCUCUUUAUCUGGUGCCAGAAGUCGGUCACACAACGACUUUUUUUUGAGAAAACUUCAAUUAUUUAAAAUUUUUAUUAAAUUUUUUCAAAUAUUUAAAUUUUUCGACACCUUCCGGGCAUAGACAAAAAAACUGUCAACAGCAUUAUUACUUAGUUUGACGUGUUCUAUCAUUUAUAAAAAGUCCGGUGAAAUUCUGUCAAUUAGUUAAAAAGUUACAUAAAAUUUUUAAAAACUACAGUACACCUACAGUAACCCAAAACCAAAAUUUUUUUUUGCAUUUUUGAAUUUCUAGUCCUUAGGACUACUUGUGGUUGCAAAAUAAGAUUUUUAAAAAAAUAAUUUUUUUUCAAGGUUCGCCCCUGUUUGACCCAUGUUCGAUUCUAUCGCUUACCUUGUUUUAAAUGAUAGAUCAGUAACUUUACUCGAUUAUACUUUAUUUUUGGUGCUUUUUAGCUUACAACUGCUUUAUUACCUAGAAACAUUCUUUUUAAUUUUGUAUACCUUUUUUCAUUAAAUACUAUACCUUUUUCAGGAGAAACUGCAAUUCUGCACAGAAUACAAUUUUGAAAUUUUCCAUUUAAUCGACUCGGUUCUCUCGAACUUCGACCUUGUCAUAGACACUCAUGGCGUGUUCGAAGCCGAAUCCGCCCUCUGGGCUCUAGAGCAAUUACUAUCAAACAUUCCUGAUCUAGUGGGUAAAGGGUGGCAGAAGAAUGGAAUUGAGACGAUACUGCGACGAGGACUACAUCCUGGUAACAUGUUCGCGGUCAGGAAGAUCAGUAUACGACUGUUCUUGAUGUGGUAUCAAUCACUACAUGUAUACGGUAACUCGAAUGCCGUUUUGGAUGAGGUAUUUCAAAACCUACUUCCUUUCUUUCCUCUACGGUCAAAGGUAGCUACAAUAAAGACGUUGACGAGGUAUUGUGAAGGCAGGAAUCACAGCACGACGGUGGGAUUCAAUCCAGCACCGCCCAAGAUAACACCCAUCAUACCUAACACAACAUCGCUGGAGCAGAUGAGUGUCAGGGAUCGGGCUCAGAAUCUUCAGGUAGGUAUUACGGCUACGUGAAGAUACAUAUUUUUAAAAACAACUUUUGUUAUAGCAUUUUAACGUUCAUAUUGUAGUACUUUAAAAUUGAUGUUAAAGUAACCAUAUACCUCAUAAACUACUUUAAAUAUUUUAGGUAUAUCUAGACAAAUUCCUCGAGUAUUCCUAUCGCGAAAUGGUCAAACUAAAGUGGCAGAACCCAGAAUGUCAACUUACUUGUGCUAACUUUCUGUUCGAAAAGAUUUGCGAGCUCUACAUCGAAGAAGUGUUCGUGAACUGUCAAGCUGUUAACGUGUUCGAAGGUUGCGAUCAAGUUGAAGAUGACAAGAACGAGCUCUUAGACACUGCUGAUCCACUCGUUAUAGCACGAUACUGGCUCAUACGAUGGGUGGUUAACAUAGCCUUGGCUGGAAUGCAGGAGGAUUCACCGUCAGGGCUUCUGCUGUUCAGACGGGUAGGUUAAUAUACUGUUUUUGAGAUAGUUUUUGAAGGAAAUUGAUGCUUUAAAAUAUAUUUUAAGCCAAAAAUUAGUACAGAGGAAACUGUAACACACUUGUUUACAAUUUUUUCAUAUAAUUUGCAGAAAAUAUGUCAUUUUUGAUGAAAAAUGAUUUACAAAAUUUAAUUUUAAAAAUAAAAUAAAAUUUUUAAUAUUGUCUUACCUUUCAGUGCCUCUACUCUGCCCAGUUCCCUGUAAAUAUGUUGUUCACCAUGCUCUCCAAAGCCAUGUUCCUCCCUUUGGCUUGUUCCAGUGUAAUCCAGAAGGUAUUAACUCUAAUCAAGGCCUGGCUUCUCAAGACCGAAACCCCACCCUUCCUCCAAUCAGAUUGGCCAGGUCCCCAGCCAAAAGAAGAUCAAAUCCAAAUCUUACUGGUCGAUAUAUUGUUCUUCUUUUUCCGAUCACCGUACCUCUCAGCGUGUGGCGACAGAUUCCCCACAGUAUUAACUCUAACUCAAACCAUCAUGGAUAAUAUCAGAGACCUGGGGCAGGUCAACGUUCAGUUUUCGAACGGAUUCUGGCAGAAUCUUCUGAUGGGAUUCUGCUCGACCACCUACUCGUGUUGUAACGAAAUGAUGAUGUUUGACAAACCUACAGUUCAGUUGUUCGUACGAUCACUGUUAGGGUCAUUUGUGGAUGUAUAUGUCUACAGGAAUAUGAAGCUGGUAGUCCAGACGUGGGAUGCUUUGGCCUUGAUUUUCAAAAGGAAUUGUAGUGAAGCAGCUGUAGAAGAGGUACGGUAAUGUUAUAAGGUUUAAAAUAUUUUCAAUAUGAAUUUAGAUACCAAAUAUGAUAUGAACUUACCUUUUUAGUGGUCGAUCUUCGUUGACUUUAUGACCUACGCUUUGGCUUUGAACAAUCUGGAUAUAGAGUUGAAUCCUAGCCAGCUACAUCCUAUGGUAUCUAAGGUAAUGUUUUUAAAGUAUCAAUUUACAUCAUUCACGAAAAUCUUGACUUUUUAGGUAACAAAACGAAUUUAUUUUAUUUUAUAACCUAAUUCAUAAAAUAAUAUUUAGUCAUAUCACAUAAAACACUUACCUUAUCCACAGGGACGUCGUUUGGGGGGGGUGGUUCCUGUACGUGAAAAAACGAAAAAAAAAAUUUCGAAAAAUUGGUCCACAGGUAGCUAGCUACCUGUGGACCAAAAAAAAUUUUUUUGGGCCUCCCCCAGAGAAAAACCGUAGCGACGUCCCUGCUUAUCCAUGUUUACCUUGUAGGUCCUCCAUCAAUCUCGCCACAGCCAUCAGCCCUCAGGCGACCCGAUCAGUUUGAGAGACGAGGCCUCUUCCCUGGCGGCUCCGGCCGAAUACACUAAACUGCUGCGGGUAUGUCAAUAUGCAUUGUUAUGCAAAGCCUGAUUUGUAGAGAGGCGAAGGCCACCACGCUCCAUCGUGGUAUCGCUGCUGGCUGCGGUUCGUGUCGCUGGUGUUGGCUGGCGACAAAAGCUUCGGCCCGACGGCUGUGCAAACAAUCGACCGGUCGAUUCGAACACUGUUGGAGGGGGACUCGGCGCACGCCCUGGUCCAGUGGCUCGGCGCCCAACUCCUGGACACGAGUGUAGCCGACGCCAUCGCCGCGUUAGCCCGCGUCCUCGUCGAAUCCAACCCGCCCGACGUGCUACGGGCCCAGAUCCUGGCCCGCUUCCGCGAAUCCCUUCACAACCCCCAACUGGUCCAAGUGGUACUGCAACAGUACACGGAGAUGAACGUGGAAGACUCGAACGUCAUGGCUUCGGACACUGUGAGCACGUUGAAGAAGCUGGCACAGUCCUCCGAAUUUACGGCCCAAGCUGUGGAAGUGGCCGCCGUUUUGGCGUUGAAUAAUCCAGAAGCUGAACAAGUAAGUUGUUUUUGGUUUUUUUGUGAAAUUAGGCUUAUCUUGAUUGAAACGGCUUUUGUUGUAAUGUUGUGAUAGCUGAUAUUGUAAUAUUAAGUUAGCGAAAUUGAAAAAAAAAAUUUUUAAAUAGAAAUAAUGGUCAAAAAGUUCAUGGAAAUCAAUUUUAAAAAGGAAAUCUUAAUUUUUUUCUAUUCACUACUUGACUAAAACCUUCUUGCUUUAUAUUAUUUUACCAUUUUUAAUUCAAAAGUACUUUCUAAAAUGUAUUUUAGGUAAUAUUCUCCAUCCUGAGGAACAGUGCCGUCAAAAUCGAUGUGGACUCCAUGGCCAAGAUCAUAAACGCAUUUUCGAUAAUCGCAUUGGAACGAAACAACUUUGACAACUUGUUCGCCGUUCUGUACCUAAUCUGCCAACGACAAGGCAACCAUCUGAAGGUGUUGUCCCAGUUCUGUGCCAACUUCUAUUCGACCAAAUUAAAGUGCAAACAACGACUGGCCGAGACUCUCGAGUCGGCCAUCAUCAAGAGUCAGCAGCUAAAGGAGGACCGAAUCGCAAACGAAAUAAAGUGGCAGAUGGUAACGAUGUUAUCCACCGAGAGGAUCGACAACACCAUGAAGACAUUGUUCGCGAACAUGGCCACCUCUUCUGACGACUUCUUCGAGGGAUUCGUGAUUCAGAGAGGGCUACAGUUUCCUUUGCCCGGAUUCACGGUUUCUCAGUGGAAUUCGCUAUAUGAAAAUGCACCCAAAGAUGUCAAAUUAGAUGUUAUUGUACAGAAACCAAAAGCUAUGAUCAGGUAUGGAAAGGGGCUACUACGAUUUAUUUUUAAUUUGUAAAAAGGGGUCAAUUUCAAUAACUAUUUUGAAUUUUGUUAUUAAAGGAACCGUUCAUUGAAUUUUUUUGAAUGAAAUUUUUUCGCGGGUUUUCCAAUGUUUUCGAUUAAUUUUUUGAGAAUUUUUAUUUCCAAAAAAUAUUUUCAUUUGAUUUAUUUCUUGCCAACGCGGUUGUAUAUUUUGAACCAUAUUGAGGUUUUCUUACCUAUUCAGACUUUUAAAAUAUCAAAACACUCAAGACACAAGCCUUUUUUUCUUCUGAAUCUUUGUAGGCGAUACUAUACUAGAUUUUAGUGUUUUCACAGCUUAAAAAUAUCUUAGCCAUCUACUGUUUGGUCUUAAAUUACUCUACAGAAAAAAUACUACAAUAUCUUACUUAUUCGAACCGUUAACACAUCAAAACACCCAAGAUACCAGGCCUUUUCAUCUCGAAACCACCAAUACCUAGCCUUGUGGAGGGUUUACUAAUAACAAGAAGGUGAAACAAUCCAAUUUGGGGGUAAAUAUACAUUCUUACAUUAACAAAUAAUAUUACUUUACUAAAGAUACGCAAAUUGUAAGAUUAAUAAGACCAUGUGGUUGGAGAGGUUGGUGGAUGUGGAUUUAGGCGUUCGCUUACCCCAAGGAUAAUACCAUUAUAUGUGAUCUAAAGUCCUGAAAACGAAAAGACACAGAAAUACUUACUUCUAACGUCGAAUUAGCUGCUUUUUACUCUCUAACGAAACCUGACAUUUUUAAACCAAUAGUAAAGUAAGACCUAAACUAUUCUUUAAAAGUUUUACUGAACUAAAAGUUUAAAAAUGGUUUCAUUAUAGCAAAAAAACAUGUUUUUAGAGUUUAGAACAAAGAAUAUGUAGAAUAUUAAAAUAAAAGUAGUGAAAUAUAAACUGAGAACCUCAAUAUGGUUCAAAAUAUACAACCGCGUUGGCAAGAAAUAAAUCAAAUGAAAAUAUUUUUGGAAAUAAAAAUUCUCAAAAAAUUAAUCGAAAGCAUUGGAAAACCCGCGAAAAAAUUUCAUUCAAAAAAAUGGCGCUAGGACAAAUGCGGUUUUUGGACAUUUGCGGAUCUGCGGUUUUUAGACACUUGCGGAUCUUCGGUUUUUGGACACUUGCGGAUUUUGGACAUUUGCGGAUUUUUUAAAGGUUUUUUUUUAUUUUUUAGUUAAUUUAGUUGUAUUAUGGUACUAAAUUGUACUAAAGUUUGAAUUGGUACGGUUUUAACAUAACAGUACCUUUUUGGGCUUUUAGUACUAUUUAGUACCAAAAAUAUAAAAACAGUACCGGUUAAAAAUUUAGUACUAUUUAACAUUAAAAAAUAUUAAGACAGUGCAAAUUUAAACUUUAGUACCAUUUAGUACCAUACUACAACUAUAUUAAAUAAAAAAUAAAAAAACCCCUUUAAAAAAUCCGCAAAUGUCCAAAAUCCGCAAGUGUCUAAAAACCGCAGAUCCGCAAAUGUCCAAAAACCGCAUUUGUCCUAGCGCCAAAAAAAUUCAAUGAACGGUUCCUUUAAAAAGUUGAUUUACGGGAAAAACUUCAUUUUUCAAACUUAAAAAUUUAAAUUUUCAAACUUCAUUUGACCAUAUUUUAGUUUCGAAAAGCAUUCCCGAGAUUCUCGAAUCUGGAGCCGAACCGUGGUCGGAAAACAUUGCUAUGGCCUGAAACGACUGACUGGCCUACCUUCAGCCCACACUCCAACUCAUGAUUGGCUAGUUACUCUGUCACAAAGCAAUGACAUAAAACCGUCAGUGCCAGAAACAUACGUCGAUGAACACAGUAAAAAGUUCGCUCCAAAUGAAUCCGAAUUCUCAUUGGGAUCCACGGAUUCAUGUGGAGUCGUACUUGACGGUGUUGAAGUAGCCAAAGUGAUGGAACAUCUGAAGACCAACAAGAGGAAACCGAGGAAGUCGGUAAGGAUAAAAGGAUUUGAUUGUUUGUUAUCUAAAACGUUAAUGGAAAAGGUAGCCGAAAAUGGUUUCUGCUCGCUAUAACAUCAUAUAAUGAUUUAUAUAUCUAAAAUAUAAUAAAAGUAACCGUAUAUCUUCUAAAAACGCCUUUUGUAGCGAAGUAACAUGGUAGAAAUCGACCAACGUGAGUCGAAAGCAUUAGAAUCCCACGCCCGAGAGUGGAGAGGCUUCAUGUCGGAUAUGCAUUUCAUCGAAGAUGUUCGUGUCCCAGUGUCUGAACAGAACUUCACCAGAGAGUUGCGACAUCUCGACCAGACGUUGUCACGUGAAGUACACAAAGUGGCACUUAUCUACGUUGGAAUGGGACAGGAAGUAGGUUAUGGAAUUCGUAGUAGAAUGAUCUAGAGUUUUCGACCGGAAUAUUUUUAAAAAACUUUCCUUGUUGUAUAUAGUUUUUUGGCAUAUUAUGUAAGAAAUACCUUCUAAGACUUUCCAUUUAGGACAAACAAACGAUAUUAUCCAACAACCGAGCCACCCCCAUCUUCGACGAGUUCGUCUCUCGCCUUGGAUGGCCAGUUGAGAUCGGUCCUAACCAUGUGGGCUAUGCUGGAGGCCUCCCAGCCGGCCACAUUGCCCCAUACUAUGCCAAUUCGGCCUGCGAAGUCAUCUUCCACGUUUCCACUCGGCUGGCUGGAGCCGCCACCCAAAAGCUGAAGCAUCUCGGCAACGACGAAGUCCAUGUCAUAUGGAACGAACACAACCGACCCUACCGCCGAGACAUCAUCGCCACACGCUUUUGCGACGUCCUCAUCGUGCUACAGCCCGUCUCCGUGAACCUGAUCAAGGUCCGCGUGGAGGUACAACAUCCCGAGAUCCAGUUCGGGCCGCUGUUCGACGGUGCUCAAGUUCACGUCAAACAACUUCCCGAGCUCGUUCGCGAGACAGUCAUCAACGCAUCACGUAUGUAUCGGAUACGACAGACCAACAUUCCCCGACCCAACAAACACCGUGAAACAGUGUUCCUGGACACGAACACCAAACUGCAGAAAGUGCCCAUCUCUCACUCGAUUUGUAGCUCCUACAUGCCUUCUCUCAAAGCUUAA